GACAUUUUUUAUUUUAAUUCGGAAUUUAUUUGUGAUACUUAUAUGGUGAUUUCCUUGAAUUUCAACUUAUUGAGAUUUCUACAGGUAGAUUUCGAAUGGGCAGUAAAACUGCAUCGUUUGUCUCUAAACAUUAUCGGACUUUGGCCUAAAAUCGCGCAAAGCCCACGAGAGAAAUUACUGUGCAAUCUUCGAGUGCUCUUCGUUUUUCUGGGGCUAACUUUUGUUAUUCUAACCCCUUCUAUACAUGCCCUGAUAAUAUUUCGAAGGGAUAUCAUGCUAGUGAUGGAUAAUUUACAAUUCACUUUACCGGGCAUCAGCAGUUGGAUAAGGAUCGCGAUUUUUUGGUGGAAAAAAGAAGCUAUCGUACCGAUUAUGAGUAUGAUUGUGGAGGAUUGGAUAAUGGCGCACGAGAACGCGCAAGAGAGACAGAUAAUGAUCAGAAGGGCGCAAACCGCGCGCAUAAUUGUCACUUGCGCGUAUUCUUUAAUGGGAAUAACGUGCGCUUUCGUCAUGAUUCUGCCGGGUUUCGGGCUGUCAAUAAGACUGACACCGAACAUCACCGACGCGGGCAUCAGACCAUUGCCGUUGCAAACUCAUUACGUCUACGACAUCACGAAGAGACCGUACUAUCAACUGACAUUUGUCAGCCAGGCCGUCUACAUCAGUCUCGCCAUGAUAUCUUACACCGGGAUUGACAAUUUUCUCGGUCUGCUGAUUUUUCAUAUAUGCAGCCAACUGGACAUUCUUAAGAAUCGUUUGACGCAUUUGCACAAAUAUGUCAAUUCGCGGGACAUGCUGAAAAGCUGCGUGAUGAAACACAUUCGUUUGCUCAGAGCAAUUGACAUUAUCGAAGAUACAUACAAUAUAAUGCUUCUCGCGUUAUUCGCGUACUUUGCGAUCCUCUUUGCUUUCUACGGUUUCCAAAUAAUUAACCUAUUCGACGAAGAAAAUGAUGUAUCGCUCUUUCAUUUGGUGUAUUUUAUAUCAACCAUUUUAAAUUUAUUUGUGCAUAUGUGCCUAUAUUGUGCUCUCGGCGAGAUUUUAAUGGGCCAGUGCAAUGAUAUAUAUUAUGCGGCAUACGACAAUGAAUGGUACUUGGCGGAUACGAAAGAUGCGAGGAAUUUAUUGCCAUUAUUAAUCAGAGGCGCUCAACCGGUCUAUCUCACCGCUGGAAAAGUAUUUCCCAUGACAAUGGCUACAUUCUGUAGUGUAAGAUAUUUUAAUGUUUAAUUGUACAA
Molecule: messenger RNA, 1238 nt
Organism: Nylanderia fulva
Lineage: Eukaryota; Metazoa; Arthropoda; Insecta; Hymenoptera; Formicidae
Source: RefSeq, a predicted model, not a curated record